ACUCAAACCACAUUCAUUCACUGCACAAAUGGCUCCUCCACGAGGAAGAGGAAGAGGAAGAGGACGUGGUGGUCGUGGAAUGAGAGGUGGGAGUGGCCGUGGAUUUGGCAGAAGAAAUGAUUUCGCUGCUUCGCGACUGCGGGAAGUGGAUUCGGAUGAAUCCUCUGGUGAAGAUGCGCCCAUCAAUCAGGAAGUUGAGGAUGUUGACAUGGGUGACGAUACCUUGAUGGGUGAUGCUUCAUCUAGCAGCGACGAAGAGGAGAGUGCUGGUCGCCCGUACAACGAACUACUCGAACUACUACACGCCAACUCCGACUCAAAGGGACCCGCUCGAAAGAAGAGAAAGCUUGCUAGUGAUAAAGAUAUGGAGGAAGACCCUGCAACUAUCGAAAAUGAAGAACAGGUCGACGAUGCGCUACAAGAUCGAGCUCCAUCCGACGACGAGGAAGAGGCACAGGAAGCUGACGAUGACGAGGAUGAAGUUGUUGGACCGUUCGAAAAGCACUUCAAUCCCGCCGAAGGUGACCUCUCCAAAAAGAUUCAGUCCAUCGAGUCUAACAAGUGGACAUCGGUGAAGAAGGAGGUCGAUGGCUUGCGAGUGGUGCAAUCCAUUCCUGAAGUAGGAGACUGCAAGGCGGCACUGCUCCCAGCGAUGAAGAGCACGGCCAACUUGAAGCUCAAGAAUAAGCUGAAGCCCCGUGCAGCAGAGCUCCUCCCCACCAUCAACGGCCCUGCCCAGCAGGUGGCUCCAUAUGUAUUCGACUAUCAAGAUAUUCUCUAUGGCGCGCGCACUGCAUCCAUCGCAGAGGACAUGCGCGAUAUCAUGGCUCUUCACGCCGUCAACCAUAUUAUCAAGACCCGAGACCAGGUUCUCAAGAACAAUGCACGCCUAGCAAAAGAUCCAGACACCGAUGUCGAAUGCCGUGACCAGGGUUUCACUCGUCCCAAGAUCCUGUACAUCCUCCCGACUCGCCAAGCAUGUGUGCGUGCUAUCAAUGCGAUCACCCGGUUCUACCAGGUCGAGCAGCAGGAGAACAAAAAGCGAUUUAUCGAUACCUUCUCCGGCCCCGAGGAUGCAGGGUGGGAGAACAAGCCCGAAGACUUCCGUGACCUGUUUGGUGGCAAUGACGAUGACAUGUUCCGACUAGGAUUGAAGUUUACUCGCAAGACUGUCAAGUACUUUGCGCAAUUCUACAGCUCUGACAUCAUCCUAUGCAGUCCACUUGGUCUGCGGACGAUCAUGGACCAAUCUGAUGAGAAAAAGCGAGACCAUGACUUCCUCUCCUCCAUUGAAGUCGUCCUUGUCGAUCAUGUCGAUGCUCUCCUCAUGCAAGUCUGGGACAACGUCCCCUACAUCUUCAAGCACCUCAACCUACAGCCCAAGGAAGCCCACGGGUGCGACUUCAGCCGUGUACGCAAUUGGUACCUCGACAACCACGCACGUUACCUGCGACAAACCAUUGUGUUGACCUCUCACAUCACCCCCGAGAUCAACUCCCUUUUCUCAACACAGAUGCAAAACGUAGCCGGCCGGAUCAAAUUCACACCAACAUACGCCGGCGCCAUCACCGAGCUCCCACUCCCAGUCUCAGUCAAGCAGACCUUCUCGCGCAUCGACAGUCUAUCUCCCGCAAAGGACCCCGAUGCCCGAUUCAAGCACUUCACCACAACGGUCCUCUCCACACUCGUCAAAAACAUUGCCAACGGCCGUGGCAAAGGAGGCGCCGGCACAGUCAUUUUCAUCCCCUCAUAUCUCGACUUUGUCCGCGUGCGCAACCACUUUGCUCAAUCCGCGCAGACCACGAAUGUCUCCUUUGGUGCAAUCUCCGAGUACACCGAGGCACGGGAAGUUAGCCGGGCUCGCAGUUACUUCAUGACCGGUCGCUACUCGGUGCUGUUGUAUACCGAGCGUGCGCAUCAUUUCCGCCGAUACCAGAUUCGUGGUGUCCGCCGGGUAAUUAUGUACGGUCUACCCGAGAACCCGACGUUCUAUGGGGAGAUUGCAGGAUUCUUGGGACUGGACCCUGCGGCUGUGGUUGAGGCUGCGGAGGGUGGUGUUCGGGCUCUGUUCUCGAGGUGGGAUGCGCUCAAGUUGGAGCGUAUUGUUGGGACUUCGCGAGUUGGGAAUAUGCUGCGGGAGAAGGGGGGUGAUACCUUUACCUUUGUAUAG
Molecule: messenger RNA, 2170 nt
Organism: Penicillium subrubescens
Lineage: Eukaryota; Fungi; Ascomycota; Eurotiomycetes; Eurotiales; Aspergillaceae
Product: UTP25 family protein
Exons: 4
Coding region: 29-2170 (713 amino acids)
Biological process (GO): maturation of SSU-rRNA from tricistronic rRNA transcript (SSU-rRNA, 5.8S rRNA, LSU-rRNA)
Cellular component (GO): small-subunit processome; nucleolus
Molecular function (GO): rRNA binding; U3 snoRNA binding
Source: RefSeq, a predicted model, not a curated record